This is a messenger RNA of Microplitis demolitor, 999 nucleotides long. RefSeq names its product pancreatic triacylglycerol lipase. Gene Ontology annotation, molecular function: lipase activity. The record is from RefSeq and is a predicted model, not a curated record. Bases 32 to 955 code for a protein of 307 amino acids. The transcript has 7 exons. NCBI's taxonomy places the organism in Eukaryota, Metazoa, Arthropoda, Insecta, Hymenoptera, Braconidae. Gene Ontology annotation, biological process: lipid metabolic process.
CUUUGAUUUGACGCUAUUGCGUGAGCCGAAGAUGUAUUACGUUUGUUAUUUUAUUUUUUUUAUAUUUAUUCUUAAUAAUGCUGAGGCUGCGACACAAAAGCAAUUGGACACGAUUUUUUUUCGUUUGUACACGAGCAAUGAUGUUGAGCCAUACGUAGACGAAUAUUUAAAAAAUUCAACUCGUAUACUCUCUCAUAUUGAUAAUAAAAAACAAAUUGUUAUUUACAUCCACGGCUUCACCGAGAGUAUAAACAGUUCGAGCGUCGAUUCAAUAGUCCAAGCAUACAUAACUCGAGGGGAUCACAAUAUAGUCGCAGUAGAUUGGAGCAAAAUAGCGAACGAAAAUUAUCUUGAAGUUGUUGCGAGCGUUGACGAAGUCGGUGCAUAUAUAGCGCAUGCAAUUAGCGACAUGGCUUGCGCGGAUUAUUCAAUUACGCGUAAAAUUCAUAUCAUCGGGCACUCUAUGGGUGCGCAUGUCGCUGGUGCCCUUGGGAGAAAUAUGAAACCUUUGCUACCAAGAAUUACAGGACUGGAUCCAGCUGGUCCUCUAUUCAAUCUUCUUCGAAGCCCGCUCACCAAAGCGGACGCUGAAUUCGUUGACAUCAUUCACACGGACGCGGGACUUUACGGAAAAACUCGGGGCACUGGGACAGUUGAUUUUUGGCCCAACAAAGGGACAAGGGUGCAACCAGGCUGUCCUAAGACCGCGGCAAUUUAUAGCAAUGACGAUUUUUGCAGCCACCAUCGCUCCUGGAUUUUUUAUGCAGAAUCUGUUAUAUCGGAGAAAGCUUUUCUUGCAGUUAGGUGUUCAUUCGAUACCAAAUCCUCACGAGUUGAAUUCAAAGUAAUUCCGAUGGGUUUUGCAACUCCGCGUGAAGCCCGUGGCAAUUAUUGUCUAAAAACUGCAUCGCAAAAACCAUAUGGACUAAAAAUGAAAGGCGCAAGCGAACAAUAACAACCGUAACACCAGAAUACGUCUAAAUAUAUUUUAAAAAUGAU